GCCAUAUUCCAGGUCAUAUUAUUAAUCAUACUGAUAAUCAUAUAAUAAAUAGGAAUUCAGCUGUCAAAUUGAUACGUAUCAAGUAUAUGUAUUCGACUGAUAGUUAGAACGAAAAUUGAAAAAUUGAUUCGUAAUGUUGGAUUUUGGAAAUAGCGGAUGGUAAUAUUAUUAAAUCUGGAUUGCUGUUAUUAACAUAUUUAAAUAAGUUUGUCAGAGGUCAAUAAAAAUGGGUGGAGUACUUGGGUUUUUUAAACCUGAACUCAGUGAAUUCCAGAAAAAGAAGCUAAUGCACGAAUUUCAUACAUUUUUUGAUCUGAAUAAAGAUGGAAAGUUGGAAUGGAAAGAUUUUGAUUUAGCAAGACAAAGAGUGUGUGAACUAAGUGGUUGGAAAGUCGGUACUGAAAAAUAUAUGCAAACACAGGAUAUAUUUAUAGAAAUAUGGAGGAAAUUACAAGAUGAUGGUGAUAGUAAUUGUGAUGGUGUUAUUACAACAGAUGAAUGGAUUCGCAUGUGGGAAUCUUUUAAUGAUGAAUGUAUGAAGAAAACCGAGAAAGAUGUUGAUGCGGCUAGUUUAGUACCAACGUGGUUAGAGAAAUAUAUAUUAUAUAAGUUUAACUUAUAUGACAGAACAGGAGAUGGGGUGAUAGAUUUAGAAGAGUAUGAAUAUGUCCUUUCUGAUUUCGGCGUUCCAGCCAAAGACGCCAGAGCAGCUUAUUUAAUGUUUUCAGAGAAUUACAACAAAAAGAUUGACAUAGAUUAUUUCAGAAUUUUAUCAGCCGAAUACUUCCGUUCAAAUGACCCAGGUGCUUUAGGUAACUUUAUCACAGGGAAACUAACCUUCGAUGACUGAAGUUAUAUGUGACUCUGUUCUAAACUUAAAACAAAGGUCACUGAUUAUUCAAUUUCUUUCCAUAAGGUACAAUUAAAAUGUAAAUUUGGGACUUUUUUAAUGACUUAUAUAUCGAUGUAUUUAAUGUUAAG
Molecule: messenger RNA, 981 nt
Organism: Patella vulgata (common limpet)
Lineage: Eukaryota; Metazoa; Mollusca; Gastropoda; Patellidae
Product: calexcitin-2
Exons: 7
Coding region: 227-850 (207 amino acids)
Molecular function (GO): calcium ion binding
Source: RefSeq, a predicted model, not a curated record